AUGAUUGUAUUUCUUGAUAUAUCUGAGAAAUUCACUACAUUGCUCAAAAAGACAUUUAUUGCUGCAAACAAUGCCCUUCUUCAACGUAACAUACCUCCAAUUAAAUAUCAUGUAUUCCUGGGAUCUUUGGAUGAAUUGAUAAAUUCUUGGAAAUCUAUUCAACCUCCUAAUUCUAAAAUUGAUAACUUUGUAAUAUGUACACCGGGUAACUCUUUGGGAUUUAUGAAUGGUGGAUUCGACGGUAGUUUAGUGAAAUCAAUUAAUGGAUCAUCUACCAAAUUUCAAGAUUAUUUACUUGAUAAAAGUAAUUCAUAUACUCCACCUGGUACAGUUAACAAGAUAAACUUAUUUGAAGUAUUGGGAAAUGACUAUAAAAAUUCAAAAUCUUGGGAAUUAAUGAAAAUUGAAACUAUUUUGCAUUGCCCUACAAUGAUUGUACCAGAAGAAAUAUUGGAUGAAAAUAUGGUUUUCAAUUGUAUGUGGAAUAUCUUCAAUUCUACAGAAAGAAACUCGAAUUUAAUUAUUCCAGGUUUCGGUACUGGUUAUGGAUCAAUUCUGUUGGAAAGGGCUGCCAUGGAUAUGGUUGCAGCUACAAUUCUACACAAAAUGGAAAUAUCACAACCACUUAAAAGGUCACUUCUCAUACUAAUAUAUUUAGGGAAACAAUAUCAGAAAUUAUUAAAUAAAGAAGAUAUUGGAACUUUUGAAAAAGUUCUUAAUAAGAGUCUGUAUGAAGAGUAUAGAAAAUUUUAUAUUAAAAGUACAAAUUCAUGGAAUCAACUCUUUGAUUGUGUUAAAUGGUAA
This is a messenger RNA of [Candida] anglica, 804 nucleotides long. NCBI's taxonomy places the organism in Eukaryota, Fungi, Ascomycota, Pichiomycetes, Serinales, Debaryomycetaceae. The record is from the annotation of a GenBank genome assembly.